Ceratina calcarata is the source of this 8841-nucleotide messenger RNA. Its product is annotated as lachesin. The record is from RefSeq and is a predicted model, not a curated record. NCBI's taxonomy places the organism in Eukaryota, Metazoa, Arthropoda, Insecta, Hymenoptera, Apidae. The coding region runs from base 1741 to 3033 and encodes 430 amino acids. The transcript is spliced from 11 exons. Gene Ontology annotation, cellular component: neuron projection.
CCACCAUCAGCACUAGCCAGCAUUCAACAGCGGUAGCUUCGUCGCGUCGCGGUUAAAUCGGAGUUCGGGAUGUCGUGCCAUGAGCUGUUCGAUCGCCGCGUGUCGUCCUGUUAACCGUCGCGAGUUGCGAGUCACGCGUCACGAGCAAUCACUUGACACGCGGUACGGACGCCUCCGCCGCGAUUCGUUUUUAUUUUUUUUCGUCGAGUUGGGCCCGAAACCGACAAGGGGCCAUCAGUGCUUCCAAGGAAUAUAUCUGAAGCAACGAAGGUGCCGGAUCAAGUGAAAGCCGGUGCGUGGUACGAUCGCACUGUUGGCGUGACACGAAAACUCACGCAGGACUUUACUUACGCGCUGAACGACGGCUGUCGUUAACAUUUCGUUCCCCUGUCUUGGCUUCUUUCUAUUAUUUCAAUUUUAUUUUGUUUUGGUUCGAGUAUUGGUUCGGUAUUAAAAUUCCAUAACAAAUAAUUGACUUUUGAGAUCGUAAUCUUGACGGAAGCGAAGAGUUUAUUAUCGGAAAUAAAAUACAUAGUUUUUCCGCGGGAUAUUCGAAUAGAAGGGUGUCAUCGGCAGGGAAGGGUGAGCGAACGUGCCGAAGUGGCGUUCUUCUAAUUGGAACGGGAACGUGUAGACGAUGAUCUGAGAACGACCGCCACCAUGUAAACUAUUGUUAUCGCCGAAAACUUUCUCUCACCAUCGCGUCGCAUCGUUUCGAUAACGCAAAUCUCUUGAGAACGGUCGACUGCGGUUCAAUCUGUCGCGAAUUUGCUUCGAACUAAAAUAAAUCGUGAUGGAUUGGUAAUAGUAAUAAGUUCACGUGAUCAUCGAUGACCGCGUAAACGUGAACUCGCAUAAAAAUAGGUUCCGUUCUUCCGUUGCUUUGGAUAGAUACCGAUCGAUCGUGCGCCAGUGAUCAGAGAGUUGGAGUCGCGUCGAGUCGCGUUGUGCGAAUGAUCGCAACCCUCGUACGUAUCGUUGGUGUGUUACGCGUGCCACACGCUUGAUUUUAUCAAUAAAUAACCGGUUACAUUUAUCGAAGUCCGUUGCACGCGGUUUACAUUGGUUACUCGCCCUACCGCAGAACCGGUAUCGUUAUCGAUUAAUCAAACAUAGUUAGUGCACGAUAUAUACCGAAUAAGAGAGAAAAGAGAAAGAGACAACGGUAACGUUAUUAAUUAAAAACGCAGCGGCGUGCAACGAUUUUUCAUGCCGGUCUCCCGCGUCGAAUAAAAUAUUGUUAGGUAAACGUGAUGGGAGGGAGUUUAGAGAGGAAGAGGGAUAGACUUUACUGAUGUCGAUCAAUUUCGUCGAAUCGGGAACAUGAAACGAAUUUGUACGAAAUAACGAAACGCGAUAUCGAGAGAUUAAAAUAGACGCGAUCAGUGAAUAGAUAUGUAUCUCGAUCGAGAGUAGAAGAAGCCCGGAAAUACGAAGAAGACUAUUGAUAAUUCGAAGAUUGAUCGCUAUCAUUUGUGGCGGUCGAUCUGCAGUGAAUUUUUGACGUUCCUCGUCCUACGUAUUCUCGGAUUUUCGAUCAGCGAUCGAACAGUGCAGUGAGAUAAAUGUUUCAUACAUAGACAGCCGUCGUGGAACGGGAACGGUUAUCGAAUCUCGCGAAGGCUUACCGUGAAAUCAAAGGUGGCUCCGAGGAUCCUCGACGAUAUGUGCCCGGAAAUCUACGGACUUCCGUGAAAAAGGAGAGAGACUUCGAAGUACGAGAUUUAAAACGAAGAUAAAAUGGCGGACAAUUACCGGAGAAGACGGUAUCUUACCAUCACCGUAUUACAAAUUAUCACCAUCAUGUGUCAAGCUCUCUCCGAUCAACCGAUGUUUGCUGAACCGAUACCAAACGUGACCGUGCCACUCGGAAGGGACGUCAACUUACCUUGCGUCGUUGAAAACCUCGGUGAUUACAAGGUAGCGUGGAUCCACGUGGGUCGUCAGAUGCUGUUGACUAUCCACAAGCACGUGGUUGUGAAGAUACCGAGGUUCUCGGUAUCCCAUGACAAUCAGAAGACGUGGUUGCUUCAUAUCAACAACGUCCAUGAAGAAGACCGAGGCUACUACAUGUGCCAAUUGAACACAAACCCGAUGAUGAGCCAAGUCGGUUUUCUUCAAGUUGUAGUCCCACCAAAUAUACUGGACUCAUUGUCCACGGAGAGCACGAUUGCUGUUCGCGAGAAUCAGAACAUCACAUUGACGUGCAAAGCGGACGGAUAUCCAACUCCAAAGCUAAUGUGGAAACGUGAAGACGGCCAGAACAUAAGCAUCAAUCGGCACGACAGAGUGCCCCUGUACGAUGGCGAGCAAUUAAACUUGACGAGGAUCACGCGCAAUGAAAUGGGCGCGUAUCUCUGCAUCGCGACCAAUGGCGUGCCGCCAACAGUCAGCAAGAGAAUCACCGUCGACGUCGAAUUCUCGCCGUUGAUCAUGGUGCCGAAUCAGCUAGUUGGUGCACCAGCUGGUACCAACGCAACGAUCGACUGCCACACCGAGGCACAUCCACGGGCGAUGAGCUACUGGUUUCUCAAGGACGAGAUGAUACUGUCCAACGAGAAGUACACCACGAGCAUCAUGGAAAACAGCUAUAGAACACACAUGAGACUCACUAUAAAGAAUCUACAAGCCGACGACUUUGGAAAUUAUCGUUGCAUCAGCAAGAACUCUUUAGGCGAAACCGAGGGUUCCAUCAGAUUGUAUGAAAUUCCAAAACCGUCCGCGGCGCCAAAGGCCACGGAGAUUAAAAGCAGCGCCAAUAAAGAAGGACGACCGAGCACGCCGUCACCAGCAAAAAGGCCGACCACCGUGUGGCCAUCCUCGUACAACCCAUACUAUACGAAAAGGACAGAGAGGCCACCUCCCCCGAACGAGGAGAGGGUCGAGAGGCCAGAGCAGAAGCUACGUGGUGGCCAGAGCACAGGAAGCGCGUAUAUCAUAAGAUGGAGUGCCCCGCAGUUGAUGGUAGUGGCGGUGCAAUAUAUACUCACGGGGCCCUAUAUGCCCCCGUACGUGCCCCAGACGGCCAAUUAGGAGAUGGACCUCGAAAAACGUAGCCCGUGUUUCCUCCAGAACGUCUAACCUUCUUCGAUCCACUCUCCUACCCUGGGGAGCCGCGCAGUACAAAUGUGCUAUGCGCCUUCGCCUCCUAUAUCAGUCUACAUUCAAUUACAAUUGAAUCCCGUUUACAUGAAUUUGUCUGAUGUGGUCACACGGUUAUCCAAUGGAGGAUCGCGCGAUACGCUCGUGCGACUAAUAUUCGAGAUUACAGUUUGACCGUUCACGGGACGCAUUAGCGGGUAACAGACGAAAUUAUUUGUCAGCCGGCUGUACACCUUUAAUUAGAUUGUUAAUCGCAAUCGAAUAUUAAUUAGGAUAAUUGAAUUAUGUAUCGCGUCGGGCACCGCUGGAUUACGGGCUUAAUUAGUAUCAGAUAUUUAUUGUGAAGCGAAUUAUCUUGGCGAAUUAUUUGUGGUAACGUGAUGAUGUAUGGAUCGGGGAAACUCGCGUUCUGUUUCAAGAACCAUAUGUAUUACCUGUAUUAGCGCAACGUUGUUACGCCCCUGACCGCACCGCGAUCCUGUGACUAAUCGCCGCAAUUAAUUAGGGAGCAAUUACUACGGUGCUCAUCUACGUCUUUCCGAUGUUUAUUUUUACGUUGACGAUACAACACAGAUUGACGUGCAACUUUUGAUUCUGUAUGAAAUACUCGAUCUCGUUAAGUAGCGCCUCUUUCUUCGCCUGUUCCAAAAGAAGGCGAAUCGGAUUUGUGAGAGUUUUCAAAAUGUUUCAUUUCAAAUGCGUAUCUAUUGUACAGCAGCGAUACGAGAAACGAAGGGCAAUGCGAUAUAAUGAAUACAACCUUCCCUGCGAGAGUCGACGCGCGAAGGGGGAUAAGCCGAUCUUUGUAUCUCGGUAAAUGCGGUAUCGAAAGGACGCGAUAAAUCUUGAAAAUUACACGAUUCGGGACAAGAACGGGCGAAGAGAAAAAAGAUAUGGGGCGUGAUCUGAAACGAAGAGAAACGUCCCUAAGGACACGCGACAUCUGCACAGUUUGCGUUGAAAAGUCGAGUUUUGAAUGGAAUCUCGGAAACCCGGAGACUUUUGAAACGCGACCGCGGUAGAAGCAUUCAAGUAGACAACCCAACGGGGAAAAGAAGGAAUUUGAUUAAUGCUCCGGUAGGUGAAAAAUGGUGGUUCCGCGUCGCGCCAUUGCGGUGUCCACGAAAUCACGAGAGUUACCAGAAACGUAACGAUGAUACUAAACUACGGCGGCACAGAGUGACUACGAUAUACUUUUGAAAUGGUAACGUUGCCGUCACAUCGAGAGUCCAAUUAUUAUUGAGUCGGUCGUGUUCGUUGAAUCGUUGUGCGAUGAUGAAAAAUAUUUGACGAGUAACGCUGGCCUGGGUGAAGUUUAUUCCCUAUUUUUGCACUCCAUUUUUUUCCGCAUGUUUUACAUGACUUUAAUAUCGCAGGAUUAUUAACGCGAAACUUCGCUUCAAAUUAAUUUUUUUGCUUCCGCGUUUCGAUCCGGUAUUUCAAAAUGUUUUGAAUGAACGCAGUACGGUAUCGUUUCAUCCGCAGAAACAAAUCCGCGUGGAUCACACGGCCGAUUUGUAUUGUAUAUUGAAAUACGUACACGUUAAAAAUUCAUAACCGACCGCAUGAACGGCAUACGAACGGUGGAAAUUGAAAUGAGAUACGGACAAACCGUUUCUAAUUUUAACGCAACAAAAGCGUGAUUACGCGGCCAGAUUCUACUGAUUUUCACAUUCCACCGAUUAUACGUAACACGGGAAUGUGCAUACACCCGUUUCCGUGCCCGGGCGCGAGGGUCGAUGCUCUCUCAAAGACCGAAAUUACUAUGAUUUCCAGCCGCGUGAGAGUAUUAAUCAUCGUACUCUCCCUCUAAUUACGAAACUUUCCAUUACUGAUCGUAUAAUCGACACGUGACGCGUAAAUGCGUUUCACGAUACCUAGCGUAGCGUAACCUAGACCGUACUACGUAUCGUACGAUAACGUUAUAAUGAGAAACAAGAAAAGGAGAGGAUUUCUUUAAAUUAAAAUACACUGCACACCGCGGAAACUAAUUAUGGAAAAAAGAUAUCAAAUGACACAGAGAAUACGAUCAGGCUGAAUCAGAUAUUAUGCACUGCUUCAGGUAAUGCGAGUGCAGAAAAAUUUUUCUCGUUAAUCGAAGAGCAUCGAUUCCGGAAAUGUCAAUUAAAACUCGAAUUAACAUUUUAUAAUCCGACUGAAACGGAACUCAAAUAUUAAUACCUGGAUCGUGUUUUAUUAGUAAUUCAAUUUCACGGGGUUCGAUAAUUAAAUAUCGUCGUUCGGUGGUUAAAAUUUCAAGCGUUUUAUUAUCUCGGUCACAAGAUGCCAUUCGCUUGCCAGGUUUUGGUCGCUCCUGGUCGGUUGCGAACCGGGUAUACGUAUUCCGUUUCGUUGUCUCGUUCGUUGGUUUCCGGAAUCCGCCGACGACGAUGCCGUAAAAACCGAAAGCUCUUUUACCUCCGCACACGUUUCAAUUUUGCUAACUCGGAACAAUGCAACUGAACGAUUUGAAACUGUCGGUGUUACAGCGAAAACAGGGUGUGCUAGGAAGUGGGAAACGCGUGACGGGAGUACGGUAGAACAGAAUUAGCGGUACAGUGAGGUAAUAAUUCCACGAGCAAAUCGGUAGGCAGAAACCAUUUCUGUGUGUCUCGUCUGGAUAACUCGGUUGGUCGCGUCGCGUGGGUCACGCAAGCGGCUCAGGGAAGCCAGUAUGAAAAGUUUCGAUCGCGCGAAAAGGGCUUCGAUAGAGUACGUAUCGUUUGGUCUUGCCAACUGGGAAGUUGGCUCGCUUCGAGAGAUUGGAAAGUUCCCUUUUAUCGGUGGGAACCGACACCGAUACCAGUAUCUUCCUCGAAUCCUCGAAUAAAGAUCCUUCGAACAGGUCAGUAUAAAAAGAGGCAAGAGGACGAGGAUAGAACGGCGAAGUAGAAAGAACGUGAUUUCUUGUUUAAUGUACGAAAACGAAAGAUAAAGCGUGCGAGGUCAUACUAGAUAGGUACACUCGGGCAAGAUUCAUCGGGAGUGAUCCGGGGAGCGGAGACCGUUCAACGGUCGGAGGUCGAUCUCUAUUUUGGGAUUAGCAUUUAAAUGAAAUCGCGAAUUAGAGCUAAGGUUUUAGAUUUAUCUUUCAUCGUCAGCACGGCACCGCCGUAGGACUUGGUCCCGGACGAACGAUAAACUCAUUCGAAUUCGGAUCACGAACCGACUCAACGGCUGCAUUAUAAUUCUCUCAACGAUCCCGCUGCGUAAUUGCUCCUCCGCCAACAAUUUAAUCAAGAUGUCUCUAUUUACAUGCUUAUUAGGAAAUAUUACAAAAUUAUUCGCUCGAGAAGAACCGAGUUUUCUCAGACACUUGAAAAAUAAAUUCUCCUAUGAAUUGGUACAAUCAACGAACGAUUCAACAUUAUUUUAUUAAAUAUAUCUAAAUGAUCAUGAAGAACAGUUAGGAUCGCUUUAACUACGAUUGAUAAAUGUCAAUGAGUCAGGGCCAGGAGGAUCGAGCUUUUCUGUGGGUACGAUAGAAACGGAAACGACGAGAAAGAGAAAGGGGUAGUCUGAUUCGGACCACGAAACAGCGCGCACCAGCCGAAAUAUCUCACGCCAAUAUAAUUGUGUGCGUUUCAGAGGUAUCAUUCCGUAAUCUAUGUAGUCCUGCUCGGAUGGGGGAUUAUGUUAAGCGAUGCGUGAGCGGCCACAGUCCACGACAAGCCAGGCGUAACAGAGAUACUGCUCGGUGACGUCGUUACACGCCACGGGUGUAUUCCUGCGUCCACGGCCUGUACUCGCCAAACCAUGUACCCAUACUCGGCUAUAGAUAGAACACACGCCUACCUAUUUAGAUGCGUGCACGGAUACCAGCCGUGUCACGCCUGGUGUAUCCCCGACAUGAAUUUUAUUCACGAUUUCGGAUUCUGUUCCCGCGGCUGGGACGGGAGAUUGGCGUGCCAAUUGGUCGACGCGCAAUGCCGCAUCGUCAAGAUUAAUAUUUGUAAGCGAAACGUGAAUGCGACAUAUGAGAGGAAUCAAUUGAAGAUCAUUUAAGUUUAAGACGGUCUAGGAUCUGGCAAGCGAGCUACAGGGAUUUCCGUAAGAUACAAAACCUCAACGAGACAAAGAGUCCGGAUUAUGUAAAUCACCUCUUAAGUAGAUGAUAUCGAGUGCUCGUAGCUAUUACGGAUAACGCAAACUUAACCCAGAUCCCAAGCGCAGUUAAGCCUCUGCUUGUUCUCAACUGGUACCUUAUCCCCGGUAUAUCAUUUUUUGCACGCCGUGAUUAAUUGUCGAUUAUAUACCACGGCUGCUGUUAAAUUUCCUGUUAUUCACCACGUCACGAACGCUCGCGUUCUUUCGAUAGACAGGUUCGACGAGAUAACCGCGUUCGUCGAAACCAUCCGAACAUGCAUUCCACGACGUGAAAUAAACCAGAAUCGCACGCGAUCAUGAGGGACGCCCGUUUAUCCGUGCGCACGUCCGCGUGGCCACGUGCAAAGCAGACAUCACGCACGGUUUCCGUGACACGCGCUGCGCGAUUAAUAAGCAGAAAAUUGCGACAGGCUGAACAACAACGCAAGGGGACUAAUGGCCGCUCGUGGAUCAUGCCUUCCGGUACGCUGAAUUACAGAAAAAUAAAGAGGAAAACAGAGAAUUGUGCGCGAGGUAUCGCGCAAUGCAAUUCUCUCUGCAAAAAUGAACGCUAUCCCAUUAACCGAGCUACUCGACACGACAAUAUUUGACGUUAUUUCUCUGACAAAUUUGAAUGCUUCAGGCUUUUGCCAACCAAUCUCUCAUUGUACGGAUUAAAUCUCGUAAACUACGGGCGUGUCUGAACUAGUACCUGCUGGACGCUUUCAAGUCUUUCACGUCGUAAAUCGAACUAUAAAUUUUUUAAUUAUAUUCGCACUUCAGCUUAAGUAUACUUUCAGGUUGUGUACGGUAUCGCAUAAAUUACGUGGGGUAGGUACACACGAUUUAUGACGACCUUCAUCCGGUAAUUAUGUUUUAUAAUCAUAAGCAGAUGUUACGCGAUGCAUGUCGUAUAUAGUAUCUACGAUCACUUUAUGCAUACAUCGUAACUAUGUACGUCGGGGAAAUUAUUUACAUAUCAGAGUACAAAUAACUUUAUUGAUUCUAUUUACAAUGCAUAUUAUAUUAUCGCAUAAAAUAUUAUCGACAUUGGUUUCAACGUAUUUACAGGCAACCGAAAUUGUAUUGAAUCGUAUGUAUCUUUGUAUUCUGCUUAACAUUCACUCUACAGGUUUAGAGCCUAAUCUAUAUUAAAUUAGCAGCGUAAAACAAGCGACCGUACUUGGUUUCGCGUAAGGUAAAUGCGGUUGUCUCCGUCGAGAGACAAGAAUAAAAAUUCAAGAUUUAACGUUUAACUUACUCUCACUGUACAUACCAACGUCUAAAGUAUUUAUCCUUACCACGAAAGUGUCUUUCCAUUGUGGUGCCUAUUCUCGAAGAAUGAAAUUUUUACGAGUUCCGUCAAGAAUAUUAAAUGACAUGAAAUUGUACUACGAUAAAGAUUUAUCCGUUCUAUUAGAUUCGGUCGCUUGCUACAAAAAUAAAAGAGUAAAAUCAAAGCAGAAAGUUUUAAUAUUUAAUAUAAAUGUUAAUAUAAAAGUUUGUUUUAAUAGAUAAUCUGGUUAUUUGCAAGCGCUUUUGCAUGUACUAAUUUUCACGGGUCAUAAGCAUAAGCAUGCUCAGCAUAAUAGUAUGUACCAACUGCUGACAAAUACAACAAACCGAAAUCCGACAAAUUGGCGCAUAUGUGUA